AUCAGAUCACACCUAUAACAACAAAAUUCCCCAUCAUCAAACUUCACACGAAAUCUUGCUUGUCACACAAUAUUAGAUGAAUGGGCCAUCAACUAUAUCAUUAACAUCUCCACUUCCCCAGACGCCUUACAGGUUGUCCUAGGAUCCGAAGUGGUGCCAAGCGCUUCCAACGGUCUUCGGCAAGAUAUGCAAAGAAAGGGAUGUCAGCCCUGUUGACUACAAUCAAACGUUCCCAAGUACAUGAGAACGUAAGUAUCUUUGUAUCUAUACCCCAGCCUCACACGGUGAUCUUAUGAACCAAUCCACACGCGAGCCUGCAGCUCCCUCCGACACCUCUCUCGCGCAACAACCACCUAAAAACUUCUCGAACCUUCCCGACCUCGAAGAUUUCUCUGCAUUCUUUACCUUUCCCGCGCACUCACCCCCGACCAUCCAUCCAAUGUCUAAGCGUGUAGAUAGACAAGAAAUCGAUCCUAACGCGAGCUUUCAACUCUCACAUAAUCACCCAUCGACUACCGACACGUCUACCCUCAAAUCCGAGAUUCCUUCGCCAGCUAGCUCGCGAAAUAAGAGACGCGCCACGGGCCCUGCAACGGCAACGAAUACUUCGGUUUUCAAUAUGCAGGCGGGUUCAUCUAUUGCAGGACCUUCUUCGGCGGGUUUAGAUGAUCCCAAUAUGGCCUCGUCGAUGGCACCACCUGCUAAAAAGAGUCGUACCAAUACUCCUUGGACACCUGCUGAAGAGCAGAGAUUGAAGAAUAUGAGGGAUGCAGGUAAUAGCUGGGCGGAUAUUGCAAAGACUUUCCCAGCAAGAACUGAAGGAAGUGUUAAGAAGCACUGGUACAAGGACAUGCAUUAUGCGGAAUUCGCGGAAGAUGAGAGUCAGGCUUUGCUCGCGGCCAUCAAGGAUUACGAGGCGAAUAAGUGGAAGGCUAUUGGACAGAAAGUUGGAAAACCCGCCAAGGCUUGCGAACAGUACGCCAAAGAUAAUUUUGGCGGGAAAAUAUAAGGGGGGCGCUGGAUGGAAUCGGGUGGGAUACUUUUGGCGUGCUAUUUUUUUUUCUCUCUCCUUUUUUUUUCGUUUCUUCUUCAAAAUAUUUCAUUUCGGUACAUGGCUUCGGAAGGAAGUACAGGAUGUUGGCUUGGGUAUUGGAUUGGCUCGGCUCGGCUCUUGGUUUGAUAUCAUUUGGUUUGAGGAGAAAGUAAUCUUAGCUUAUUUUAUAUGUACAAGCUUGCAUGGAUGUUUAUUUGUCCAUUGAAUUUAUGUUGAUCUUUUCGUGCGCUUCUGUCUUUUUGGGUUUGCAACUUCUAUGCUUGGAUUGGAUUGGAUUGGGUUGGCUUGGUGGGUUUAUUGCAUGAUUGGUGGAUGGGUGGAUGGUGGAUGGAUGGAUGGAUCGUGGAUGGAUGGUAGGAUGGACGGAUCAUGGUUGGAAAGAAAGGCGCGUUUCUAUAUCACUAUUAAGGCGUUUGAAUAAGAGCUCCUCUCAUCUCA
Messenger RNA from Botrytis deweyae, 1492 nucleotides. RefSeq lists its product as uncharacterized. NCBI's taxonomy places the organism in Eukaryota, Fungi, Ascomycota, Leotiomycetes, Helotiales, Sclerotiniaceae. The transcript has 5 exons. Bases 293 to 1009 code for a protein of 238 amino acids. Gene Ontology annotation, molecular function: RNA polymerase II cis-regulatory region sequence-specific DNA binding; DNA-binding transcription factor activity, RNA polymerase II-specific. Gene Ontology annotation, biological process: positive regulation of transcription by RNA polymerase II; mitotic cell cycle. The record is from RefSeq and is a predicted model, not a curated record. Gene Ontology annotation, cellular component: nucleus.